AUGUCUUCGCCUUGGAGAAACCUGCAUUUAAGUCGUACCAUUACCGCUGCAGCAGCGGACUUUUUCGCCUUGCAGCCACGACAAACUUUGGCUCUUUGCAGCGACAGACGAGGCCUUUGCAUAAAUCCGAACAGACAGUGUUCAGGAAAACGCUACAAUGUACCACCGAGCGCAGAGUUUGUUGCCAGGGUGUCCGGGAUCCCCACCAUGGCCAAAUUACCUUACCAGGACACCGCAGAAGGGCUUGAUGCAGCGUUUGUUGGCGUCCCAAUUGAUACCGGGACCUCCAACCGACCUGGCGCAAGGUUUGGCCCACGACAGAUCAGAGUUGAGUCGGCCAUGCUGAGGGCUUACAACAGUGGCACCAGGGCAGCACCUUAUGAGUCCCUCGUGGUUGCUGAUAUUGGGGAUGUGAACGUUAAUGUGUAUGACCUGAAAGACACUUGCAAACGCAUCAGGGAGGCCUACAGAAAGAUCCUGGCCACUGGCUGCAUCCCGCUAACUAUGGGUGGCGAUCACACUAUUGCUUACCCAAUCCUGCAAGCCGUUGCUGAGAAGCAUGGCCCAGUGGGUUUGAUCCAUGUGGAUGCUCAUGCUGACACCAGUGAUGUGGUAUUGGGGGAGAAAAUAGGCCACGGGACUCCAUUCCGACGAUGUGUGGAGGAAGGGUUACUGGACUGCAAGAGAGUGGUCCAGAUCGGCCUUCGGGGUUCAGGUUAUUCUGCCGACUCAUAUGAAUGGAGUCGGACACAGGGCUUCCGUGUUGUGCAAGUGGAAGAGUGUUGGUUCAAAUCUCUUGCGCCUUUAAUGGAUGAGGUCAGGAAUCAGAUGGGCAAAGGUCCAGUAUACCUCAGUUUUGACAUUGAUGCUCUUGACCCUGGCUUUGCCCCUGGAACAGGCACACCUGAGAUAGCAGGGCUCACUCCCAUACAGGGAGUUGAGAUUAUUCGGGGAUGCCGUGGUCUGAACCUUGUUGGAUGUGAUCUAGUGGAGGUGUCACCACCCUAUGACACCACAGGAAACACUGCAUUGACUGGGGCCAACCUCCUCUUUGAAAUGUUAUGUGUUCUCCCAAAAAUUAAAUACUAUUGA
This is a messenger RNA of Pelmatolapia mariae (spotted tilapia), 1092 nucleotides long. RefSeq names its product agmatinase (putative) (gene agmat). Lineage: Eukaryota; Metazoa; Chordata; Actinopteri; Cichliformes; Cichlidae. Bases 1 to 1092 code for a protein of 363 amino acids. The record is from RefSeq and is a predicted model, not a curated record. The transcript is spliced from 7 exons. Gene Ontology annotation, molecular function: metal ion binding; agmatinase activity.